UGUCCAGAGUCUGAACAAUGGUCCCGUGGAUAAACUGCUCAGUAACUAGGGCACGUUAGGGGACAAGUUUUAUUGUUGUGCAAAUAUUGCAUUUAUCCUUUAUCUGGUUCGACGAUGUGGAUACCUACAGACAAUGAAAAAUACGGUGUCGUAAUAUCUGGCUUUCGGGGAACAGUCCCUUAUGGUUUACCAUUGGAGGUGGGGGACACAGUUCAAAUAUUAGAAAAAUGUGACGGUUGGUACAGAGGAUUUGUUUUAAGAAAUCCAAGCACGAAGGGAAUUUUCCCCGCUGCCUAUAUUCACUUGAAAAAUGCAAAUGUCAAAAACAAAGGGCAAUUUGAAACAAUCAUUCCAACAGAAGACACAGUCAUCACAGAAAUGACAGGAACUUUACGAGAAUGGGGGAUAAUGUGGAAACAGCUUUAUGUGAAGAAUGAAGGGGAUUUGUUCCACCGACUGUGGCAUGUGAUGAACGAACUGCUUGAUCUCCGUAGGCAGGUCCUUGUGGGGCAUCUAACCCAUGAUCGGAUCAAAGAUGUAAAACGGCAUAUUACAGCUCGCCUGGAUUGGGGAAAUGAGCAACUGGGUUUGGAUCUGGUUCCAAGAAAAGAAUUCAGUAUGGUUGAUCCUGAAGAAAUCAGUGUUACAGAAUUGUAUAAAUUGAUGGAGCACAGACAUCGAAAGAAGGAUACCCCCAUUCCAACAAGCACUCACCACCUCUUUCUUCAAAUGAAAAGUUUGAUGUGUGCUAAUUUAGGGGAAGAACUUGAGGUCUUCUUUUCGAUUUAUGACAGCCGGGAGAAUCAGCCCAUCAGUGAAAGAUUCUUUGUAAAGUUGAAUAAAAAUGGUUUGCCAAAAUUUCCAGAGAGAAUGGAAAGACAGUGCACACUUUUCAUUGAUUUGGGGAGCAGUGAUCUCAGAAAGGAUAUAUACAUUACUGUUCACAUUAUAAGACUGGGUCGAAUGGCAGCGGGAGAAAAGAAAAAUGCUUCCAAUGCACAAUAUCGGCGCCCGUUUGGUUGUGCAGUCUUGAGCAUUGCAGACUUGCUCCAAACUGAGAGGGAGAGCAGAGAUUCUAAAGAGGACCACAUGCUUAAAGUCUACAUGUGCAAUACUGAAAAUGAGUGGUGUCAGAUACAUGAGAAUAUUAUCAAGAAGCUAAAUGCACGAUACAAUCUGACAAGUUCAAAUGCUGGCUUAUCUGUGGCACUACAGUUGCUACAUGGAGACAUUGAUCAGAUCCGAAGGGAGUACCCGGUUUUGUUUACAAGAGGUGUGGCGAUCACCAGAAAAUUAGGCUUCUCAGAUAUUAUAAUGCCAGGUGACAUCAGAAAUGACCUAUACAUAACAUUGGAGCGAGGGGAAUACGAGAAAGGAGGCAAGAGUGUGGCCAGGAAUGUGGAAGUAACAAUGUAUGUUUUAGAUAGUGAGGGGCAGGUAUUAAAGGAUUGUAUUUCACUAGGAUCUGGAGAAGUGCCAGUGAGUGAGCAUCACUCAUUUGUGCUUUAUCACAACAAUAGCCCCAGAUGGGGUGAGCUGCUGAAGCUUCCUAUUCCCGUGGAUAAAUUUAGGGGUGCACACAUCCGCCUGGAAUUCAGGCACUGUUCCACAAAAGAAAAAGGAGAGAGAAAACUUUUUGGGUUCUCCUUUGUUCCACUGAUGCAAGAAGAUGGCAGAACAUUACCAGAUGGUAUUCAUGAGCUCUUGGUCCACAAGUGUGAAGAAAGCACAAACUUUCAGGAUCCUACUCGCUACCUCAAACUUCAUUAUUGUAAAGGGAACAAUCAGCCAGUUAAAGCUUCCAAGGAGACAUUUUGGAUCUCAUCAUUUCUGUGUUCCACUAAGCUCACUCAGAAUGGGGAUUUGCUAGAUUUUUUGAAAUGGAGAGCCCACCCAGAAAGAAUAUGCGACAUUCUCUCAAAAUUCAAAGAUAUCGAUGGUGCAGAAAUAGUUAAGUUUUUGCAAGAUACACUGGAUGCAUUAUUUGGAAUUUUGGAUGAGAAUUCCCAAAAAUAUGGAUUGAAAGUUUUUGAUUCAUUGGUUCAUAUCAUAAAUUUGCUACAGGAUAUCAAGUUUCAGCAUUUUAAGCCAGUUAUGGAUACAUACAUAGAGAGUCAUUUUGCUGGAGCAUUAGCCUACAGGGAUCUUAUAAAAGUGCUGAAAAGAUACAUUGAUCGUUCAAUAGAAGCAGAGAGACAAGAACAUAUUCAAGAUGUGCUGAGGGCACAGGAAUAUAUAUUUAAGUAUAUUGUUCAUUCUCGGAGUUUGUACACUCUUGCAACGGGCGGACAGAAUGAGGAAGAAUUUCGAAAUAGUAUUUAUGAACUAUUCCAGUCAGUGAGAUACUUCCUUUCCAUUGAGAGCCAGGGAUCAUCCAUCAUCACACAAACUCAGGCUGUGUUUCUCAGCUCCUUUCCAGCUGUAUACUCAGAGCUACUGAAACUGAUAGAUGUGCGAGAAGUUUCAAAUCUGGUUAGAGAUACAUUGCGCAGCAUGCCAGAUAUCCUACAUGUGGAAUAUUCACUGGAAGCUGUCAAACUUCAGUGCAUCGCUAAAACAGUAGAGAGCCAACUUUUUGCUAAUCCUGAUUCUCGUUGCAUUCUCCUCCCUGUGGUUCUUCAUCAUCUUCACAUGCAUUUGCAAGAACAGAAGGAUCUCAUUAUGUGUGCACGCAUCCUUAGUGCAAUGUUUUGUCUCAUCAAGAAGGACGGCACUGAAGCGACUGUUUCAGGGGAGGUGGAUAUGCUUGUCGACAGCUUGUUGGGUAUGCUGCUGAGGACAAUAUUAGAAAUCAGCAAUAGGCCACAGCCCUCCGGACCCACAAUUCGUUUGCAGUUUCAGGAUGUGACUGGGGAGUUUGUGGCGUGCCUGCUUGCGCUGCUCAGGCAGAUGACAGAUAAACAUUAUCAACAAUUUCUGGAGCACUUCACCAGCAAAGAUGAUCUCAGGGAUUUUCUGCUGCAGAUUUUUACAGUGUUUAAGAUUCUAACAAGGCCAGAGAUGUUUCCAAAAGACUGGACGAUAAUGCGCUUGGUUACAAACAAUGUGAUCAUCACCACAAUCCUGUAUCUCUCAGAUGCACUUAGAAAGAACUUUCUAAAUGAAAGCUUUGACUUCAAGGUGUGGGAUUCUUAUUUCUAUUUGGCAGUAAUAUUUAUCAAUCAGCCUUGUCUUCAGCUGGAGUUAUUUUCACCAUCAAAAAGGAAGAAAGUUCUGGAAAAGUACGGAGACAUGAGGGUGAUGAUGGGGUGUGAGAUCUUCAGUAUGUGGCAAAAUCUAGGAGAACACAAGCUGCACUUUAUCCCUGGACUAAUUGGACCAUUUCUUGAAGUUACUCUUGUACCUCAGGCAGACCUUCGCAAUGUGAUGAUCCCAAUUUUCCAUGACAUGAUGGACUGGGAGCAGAGGCGUACCGGAAAUUUCAAACAGGUGGAAGCAAAAUUGAUAGACAAGCUGGACAGUUUGAUGUCAGAAGGCAAAGGUGAUGAAACUUACCGGGAAUUAUUCAACAGCAUCCUGCUGAAAAAAAUUGAGAGAGAAACCUGGCGAGAAAGUGGUAUUUCUCUAGUAGCUACUGUAACUCGCCUAAUGGAAAGGUUGCUGGAUUACAGGGACUGCAUGAAAGUGGCGGAGGUGGAUGGCAAAAAGAUUGGCUGUACAGUUAGCCUGUUGAAUUUUUAUAAGACAGAAAUUAAUAAAGAAGAAAUGUACAUCCGUUACAUACAUAAGCUGUAUGAUUUGCAUUUAAAGGCACAAAAUUUCACAGAAGCUGCAUACACUCUGCUAUUGUAUGAUGAGCUCUUGGAGUGGUCAGAAAGGCCACUGCGAGAAUUCCUUCAUUACCCAAUGCAGACUGAGUGGCAGCGCAAGGAGAUCCUCCAUCUUACCAUCAUCCAGAACUUUGACAAGGGCAAAUGCUGGGAAAAUGGGAUUAUCCUUUGUCGUGAAUUAGCAGAUCAGUAUGAGAGCUUCUACGAUUACCGCAACCUUAGCAAGAUGAGGAUGAUGGAAGCUGCUUUCUAUGAUAAAAUAAUGGACCAACAGCGUUUGGAGCCUGAAUUUUUCAGAGUUGGGUUUUAUGGAAAGAAAUUUCCAUUCUUCCUCCGAAACAAGGAGUUUGUUUGUCGAGGACAUGAUUACGAGAGAUUGGAGGCUUUCCAACAGCGAAUGUUGAACGAGUUCCCACAUGCGAUUGCUAUGCAGCACGCCAACCAACCCGAAGAGACUAUUUUUCAGGCUGAUGCACAAUACCUGCAGAUUUAUGCGGUAAUUCCCAUUCCUGAGAAUCAUGACAUACUGCAGAAAGAAACUAUACCUGAUCAUAUUAAGAGUUUUUAUAGAGUCAACAACAUCUGGCGGUUCAGAUAUGACAGACCAUUCCACAAAGGAAUCAAAGAUAAAGAAAAUGAGUUCAAGAGUUUAUGGGUUGAGCGGACAACGUUGACAUUAGUUCAGAGUUUACCAGGUAUUUCCCGUUGGUUUGAAGUGGAUCGGCGGGAAGUGGUUGAAAUGAGUCCACUUGAAAAUGCGAUCGAGGUGCUGGAGAACAAGAACCAACAACUGCGAACCCUAAUCACCCAGUGCCAGUCAAGGCAGAUGCAGAAUAUAAACCCUCUGACCAUGUGCCUGAAUGGGGUCAUCGAUGCAGCAGUUAAUGGAGGACUCGCCAGAUAUCAAGAGGCAUUCUUUGUGAAGGACUACAUUCUCAACCACCCUGAAGAUGGGGAGAAGAUCUCUCGCCUAAGGGAGCUUAUGUUUGAGCAGGCGCAUAUUCUCGAGUAUGGGUUGGCCGUACAUGAAAAAUUUGUGCCCCAAGAUAUGAGACCACUGCACAAGAAGCUGGUGGAUCAAUUCUAUGUGAUGAAGUCCCGACUGGGUCUGCAGGACUUCCCAGCAUAUUCCCGUGUGAGUCCCAUACACCUAACAAAUGGAAGUCCCCGUACUUGCCGAAAUCCUGCCCUGGGUGCUAUAAGCCCAGAUGGAGCCAGAAUUGUCAACAGACGCAGCCCAUUAAGUUACCCAGCAUUCAACAGAUAUUCUUCUUCAUCCUUGUCAUCUCAAGCAUCAGCUGAAGUUAGCAACAUCACCGGGCAGUCUGAAAGCUCUGAUGAAGUCUUUCAUAUGCAGGCAAGUCCAUCUACCUCAAGCUUAAGCUCCACACACUCAGCCUCCCCAAACGUAACAAGCUCAGCUCCAUCCAGUGCUAGAGGUUCCCCACUGCUCUCUGAUAAGCACAAACACACAAGGGAAAAUACGUGUCUUUCUCCCAGAGAACGGCCCUGCAGUGCCAUUUAUCCAAUCUCCUUGGAGCCAGCACAGCAGACACUUACCCAGCAAAUCGGUGACUCCUGCAUGCCCCGAAGUGAUCCUAAUUUAUCUGCACCUGAGAAAGUCAUGAACCCAACUCCAAGUAGUUGGAGCCUAGACAGUGGUAAGGAAGCGCGAACCUGUGUGCCAGACAAUGCAAGACUGGUGUCUCCUCCCGUCCCACCCAGACCAACACAGACAGGUUCACCUGCAAAGACAUACAGGUCCUUUUCUCCACAGGCAUUUGAUACUCCUCCUGCACUUCCCAGAUCUCCUCAUAAGCAGGGUUCUGUUCAAUCAUUGACACCUUCACCUACCGAUUAUCAAUCUUUGGGGCCAGUUUACAAUUCUCCUGUGUUGUCUGGAAGUAGCAGCAGUGGUAUCUCCUCUCUGAGCAGGGGAAGUGUAACUGAAACUACCCUGACUGAUGGAACAAUUACAUGUACCUUCAUUGGCUCUGAGGAAUUAAUUAAAAAGGAGAAUGGAACCUUUGCUUGUAUGCCACCACGGUACAACAUAGCUGAACAAAGCACUGGAACGUCAAGACGUCGCGCUGCUCUACCUCAUAGCCUGUCUGUUCCUGCCAGUGCAGAACCACCAGCUCUUCCUCCUAAACCCCAUGUAUUACGUGUACAUAGGUCAGAAGGUGAAAACAGAAUGGAUGAAGUUCUUGUUAGACCUAGAUCUCAACCUCGCAAAGUUUCACAGCUAUAGAAAAGCAGAAGAAAAUCAUUUGUGACAUUUAAGAGACGUGCAUUCUUUUCAACCUAAAUGGUAAUUUGACCAAGAGAAUCCAGGUGGGCACCUUAAACAAACAAUUUUGACCAAUUGUAUGGAUCCAUUAGCUAUAAAGAUUCUGUAAAUAUAUAUUGAAAUUGUUUUGCACAAAAGGUCAGAAUGGGGAAAAAAGUAAACUUGCAGCAGGUUGCCAGUGGCAAGCAAUAUUACUGCUAUUAAUAUGUACACCAUGCCUUUUGUUUUGGAAUCAUCAUUCUCCAGAAUAACUGAUGCAGAAGCAACUAUGCUGUUCAACUUCAAUUAACAUUUUCAUGAAUGUACUCUAAACAUUAUACACACACAGCUUAUACACUCAUAAUGUCUUUCUCUAAAAGGAGCUGGUUAUUUUAUUCAUAUUUCACAAUUUCCUACCCCCGAUCUCUCUCUCAUUUCAUUUUUUUAGCAUUUUGCUUAGAAAUUAAAUUAGUGCCCAAGCGUUUGCUACAACCUUCAGUUGCACAUUUUCAGCAAUAAAAAUACAAUAUGUUGCCCAUGAGUCAAGCUGGAGAUGGGACUUGGAAAUUAUAAUUGGAACUUUUGCUGUGGCCAUGAGGAAAGAAUAGAACAUUCAGUACAAAUUAUGCUUACUGCUUUUAAUAAAGCUCAAAACAAAUUGUCUCCAAGACUGUAAACAAUAAGCAAUUCAUUAGUUUUACUUGCUGAUGUAACAGAUCUCACUCAUUAUACUCGUUCAGAACAGAAGUUCCCUGGCUGGCCUUCACUUUGACUAUGUAAUAAAGAACGAUGCGAUUAAGACUUUAAAAUACAAAGCAACAAGAUGAAGUCUUAGUGAGGAACAGAAUGAGAAUCUGUGUGAAUUGUGAGGGGCUGCAGUGUUUGGUUUAAGUACUAAAACUUCAUAAUUAAUACCACUUAAAUUAUGUGUUCACUAUUGCUGCUCCAUACUUUCAUUUGUCAUUGAAUAAAGUUGCCCUUUGGUUUGUACCAACCCUUGACUGAUUAGAUAUACUCUUGGACUGUCCUGAGCCAGAUUGGAGAGGAACUGGGCUUUGAAAAUCAUGAAUGUCACGUAAGUUAAUAGUGACAACAUUUUACAUCCCGAGAUGUGCUACUAUAUAAUUUGGAUAUCGGUCAGUAGAGGCAUCUGCAAGCAACCUGGUUUGUUCUUGGUUGUGUAUCCUAAACCUAAGGUCCGAUAAUGCAUUGUUUCAUUCACCUACACAGAUAAAUUUUGGAUGAGUUGUACCACCCAUUUGCACAUGGCCGUAAGGACAAAUUUCUAUUCCAAUAUGUUUAGGCUCUUUAUAAUUAUGCCUAACAUUGAUGCAUCAAAGAGAAUUUUGACAAAAAAAAGCAAUAAACUGCACACCACCCCAAUAGGUCACAAACCUGACCACAUAACUGGUCAGCAAAGCCAAAUUCAACAGCAAAAUACUAUGGGGGCUGGAAAUCUAAAAUAAGUACUGAAAGUACUCUUCAGGUUAAUGGCUAUUGACCAGAAUCGUUAACUUGGUUUCCCUCCAAAGAUGUGUCCUUCACAUGCAGAUUAUUUCCAACAGUUAUUCAUCUUAAGUGGCUUGCAUUUCAGGAAAGCAAAUAAUUUGUUGCUCUUGCAGCUCUCUUGUCUCACCAUAUUGUUAAUGAAGAAUCAUCCAGAAAUUUAAGGCACCAAUGGACGAUUCACAUGAAUAAGUAUACACCAGUUUGGUAUACUGACUUUCACUAUACUGUACUUCCUUACAUCCUGUUGAAAAGUACCUCCAAUCCUUUCCCCAUGUAUAUUUAGAUUUUGUUAUAAAUGGUGAUCAUUUUGCACACAGUAAAGGCUCAAGCCCUAAGUUGGGUACAGAUUGGGUUAAGUGUUUCUUUAGGUUAACUUGCAUUGUUCUUGAAAAGUAUUACAUCAUGUAAGAUUUUUCUGUUCUAUCAAUAUGACAGUUAUGUCUAUGUUUUUAAUACGAAAUGGGAGUUAGCUUGGAAGGAUUGUGAAGCUAUUGUUUAUGCUGAGGCAACAACAAGUUUGAAGCCUGAGUAGUCACUUGAAAUGUAGUAAUAUAAUUGACAUUAUACAUACUUAAGAGUUUAAGCUAAAGGUCAGCGAUUUGUGCAAUUUAAAAUCAAAAGUUUAUAAAAUGUUCUGUCUUAUCCUGUUACACAUUACGUUAGCCAUUGUCUUUUUGUCACCCCUAAAAGAAGAGCCUGUUAUCUUUAGUUUAAAAAUAAUUUGAUUAGAUUUGGUUUAGUUUCUGUCAAUCAGGUGCCUACCUGAAUACUUCUAGGUUGCAAAAAGUAUAUUGAAGUUCUGUUAUGGUUGCGGGCUACUUUUAUAAAGGGAUUAGUUAUUCUGGUGCCAGAGGCCUUUAUCAACCCCUACAUCUAUUGGAGUACUUGUUCAUUUAAUAACAAUAAACUAUAUUUUGAAAUUUUGCUCUGAAGACAAAUUCCAAGAGGAUUCGCCAAAGUAGUUACGUGGAAUUUCUUUUUGGGAUUUCAAAAUGUUGUUAUUUAUGGAAAGGAUUAGUGUUUUUAAGAAUUGUAUUACAUUAAACUUAAAAUAGAUGAUUAAAGGGCUAAUUUAAACAUUCAUUAGAAAAGCACAAAAUGUAUGUCAGAUGCAGAGUGGCACUGAGGUCACUAUUUACCACUGCAUCUUGACAUGUGUAAAAGGAAAGUGAAUGUUUAUAUCUAAAUGGGAUAUUUCUUGGAAAGUUUUCAGGCUGAAAUUAAUGUAGAGGUAAUGUAUUAAAAUGGGGCACAGAACAAUUACAGUUCAAUUCUCAGUGGAGUGGUUUCUGGAAUGCAAGUACAUAUUGAAAUUAUGAAGAGGAUUUUUCCAAUAUUGUUUUUUUCACUAAUAUUAAUUGUAAUCGUUAUAUUACUAUGUCAUAAAAAGGAGAUACUGGACCACAAACACACCUUAUUAAAAAUGUGCACCAGAAUAAUAGUUAUUUUGUUUUCAGCCGAGCUGAGGCUACAUUUUUGAUUUUAAAAUUCUAUAUUGCCAUAAUUUCUUUCCUAACCAGAUACUCGAUGUGAUCAUCAGAGACUAAGAUAUCUAAAUAAUUGUUUUGUUUCUUUAAAGUCAUCUCAGUGUUAAACCACUCCCUAUCAUAUGCUGCUAUUAAUUGGUGUUGCAUGCAGCCUGUUCUCACUGAUGCAGGAAAUUUUAGACAAUGAGAAACCUAAUGCGAACAACCCAUUUUGUAUAAAUGGCACCAGGUUUAUGUUGAUUCAAUCUACUUUUGGAACUUACUAAGUUCCCAUAACUACUUUCAAUAUCCCUAAAUAAGUGACGAAUCCAGUGCUCAAUGCCAUCUAUCAAACGUUGCUGAAAACUUGAUUUGCAUAACUCUGUUUUUUAUGCUACGACACUGGGAUAGAAUACUCCAUCAACAAUGCCGAGGUUCACAAAUCGAAGGCACUAAGAGUGCCCAUUCAUUUUCGCUGAUGUCAGCAGCAGCCAGUUACACCACUUUUGUCAUUUCCUGUGUUGCCACUUCAAAGAAUAAUUUCCAUUACUGAUGACAAUGUUUCUGAUUGUGUAGUUAAUCAGAGUCUUCAUGGUGACCUGGAAAAUCCAUUUCAGACACAUUUGAAAUAAAACCUGAUCCAUUUUAAAUCAACAUACAGGUAUAUUACAUAUUGAUCCAUUUGUUGGUAUGUAUUCUGCUUUUUGUUUUGCUUUCUAUCCUGCAAAGGCCCUGUUGUUAGUCACUGCAGUUCAAUUACUAUAGCCAAAUAUAUUUCAAUAUCAACAAUCAUGAAUAAUUUCCGUAUUGCAACCUUGAAGCUUUUGGAUUGGUGUAAAGUUUGGUAAUGCUCUUUUUAUUCUUUAAAGAAAAGUGAACUCUUUCUGUUCUUCACCUUAGAAUUGUAUCCAGUUUCAACAGGGUUAAUUCUUGACUGCCCGCUAAACCACAACAUUGUAUCAAACCCCAAAUGCGGUUCAGGAUGGUAUCCCAGUGUACCUAAUUGUUUCUUUCGCCUUUUAGUCAAUAGGGGAGGUGCAUCCACAUUGACAAAAAGGCAAAGUGUCAUCUUUCCUGUGCAGUCACUACAGAAUAUAGUUAAUACAUCUGCAUAGUAUCCUAUUUUGAAAAUUUGAUUGCAUUGACUUUAUUUCAGAACCAAAUUUUAGAAGUAAAACUUAGCAUAUCUGAGCAAAUAUUUAGUAUUUCCAUCUCACCUGAUGAAUGUAGAGCAUUUUUUUAACCACUCACCUAAUUUUGUUUCCAUUCCCAGAGUUUCUCCUGUUGCAAUGACUUGGAGUGGUCCACAUGACCUUUCAUGUGGAAUUUAUUCAAAAUAUCAAGUGCACUACUUUCAAUGGUUCAUGUGGGUUAUCUUUUGCUCAAAGCACUUGAAACUUGUCAGGCAGAAUUUACAUUGCUUUUUAUAUACUAUUUUAUGCAGGAAAUCUUAAAUGUACUAAUUAAAAUCAUUAGGAUCUUAGUUUGUCCUGUCUGAAUUCCUGCCUGCUUCUUGAAUAUGAAUUACUUUUGCAAACAAUCCCCAAACUACUGGUGUUAAUAACCUGGUCACAAUGGCUCACUAAUUCUGAAUGUCAUUUCCAAAAUCAAGAUUAAAAAACACUUUUCUUAAUUAUUUUGAGCCCUUUGGGAUCUUCUCAGAACAACCAUUGGCAUUUGUAUUGGUGAAAUGAACCAUUGACCAAACCAAUAAUUACCUUUUGCUUUUUAUCACACACAAAGCAAACAACUUAAAAUUGUCUACUGACUUGCUAUUUGCUGUUUUGUACGAUCACCCAUGGUGAACAUUGUCCUUCAAUUUUGAAUAGGUUAUCUGCUUGGGCAAAACAUAGUAUUUACAUCAUCCAAUGAAUGUUUUAGGAAAUAUAUACAGCAUAUUACAAUUUGGCACGAAUCCAGUGCUUUGAUUCACAUACCAUACAAAGCAAUGAAAUAACUGGUUCUGGUGACAAUUAUAAAGCUCAAAAGAGACGUCUCAGAUAUUCAAGGGUCUGGUUGCUCACUGACAAGGAAUAGCUUUAGAUAUCUUUGUCUCUGAAGAAACUGAGUGCCAGUGAUGUAAGUGUAACUUUGGUCAAAAGCAACACAAAAAUUGUAAUUGUACAGAAAUUAAAGAUUUCUAAUGUUUUAAUUAGGAUUGAUUAAAUUUGUUAUUUAUAAAUGUAAAAUACACUAAUUGUAAUGUUACUGCUCUAUUAAUUGCCCUUUUCGCGGCUGCUGUAAAAAUGCAUUAUGGAUACAAGUACUGGUAUAUAUUAGAUGUUCAGUGCAAUUUUGUGUAGCAGCACUGGUAAAACUGUAUGGGGAAAAUCAAUACAUGUUCAGUUAAACUAAAACUGUAUUAAAACUUAGUUUGAUAAAGAUGAAAACAAAUGCACUUUCUUUAGAGGCUCAGUAUAUUUCAAUAUGUGUUUACUCUGCUCCCUUGACCUGAUUACCAUACCUACUAUCACUGACCAGACCCAUGAUCCAGAAAGCUGUUAAUUAUUUCUUUUCAUUGAAAAAUAACCUCGGUGUACCUUUACCAUAAAAGUUCUGAACAUAAUCUGGCCUCAGAAUGCAGUGCAUUUACAGAUGUCUAAUUCUUCAACAGUUUUAUUUUGAGAAAUUCCAGUUGUUCUAGGUCACCUUUGUGCAUGCUGUAUCCAGCUACUAGUUAGUACAAAGGGCUGCCCUAAUGAGUUAAAAUCAUCUCCAAUUUACAUCAUGAAUGCAGUGCAACACAUCUUUAAUCCUAUGCCUAAUUUCUGUGCAAUGACUUUGUACUACAAGACAUCAAAAAUAAUAGUAUGGAAAUUUUAUUAAAAAAGGUAAACACUUGGGUGAAUUAAAGAGAAUACAGUGUAGUGAAUAUUACGUUUUUAAUAUAAAUUAAAAUUCUGUAGGAGUUUUGACAAAUUGAGCUUUUUAAUAUUCAAAGAGCGAAUUAUACUGUACAAUGUGAAUGUUGUUGCGUUGCCAAAUGUUUAUCUAUUAAGAUUGUACAUAAGUUUUUAUAAAAAUUCAGCCAUAUUAACUUACAACAUUGAAUGUUGGAAGAACAAAUUCCUAAUAUAUGUUUAGUAUUUAUAUGCUGUUUAGUGAUGAUAUGUAAGCUCAUAGGAAUACAUUAAUCUUAUUGAGCAUUUAUUAAAAUGCUAGUUCUGGAUUUCUCUUCAACUCUGAUUCCUUUUUUGCAACAAACUGAGUUAUCACUUUUAGGUAAUGUAAUUUGUUGUCAAAGCACAUGAAAGCCUAAAUGACUGUAUUUUAUUAAAAAAUGUUUGUACAAUUAAUUUUGCUUCCUAAAUCUUGAUAAGAUGUCAAAAUAUCCAAACUGUAUCAAACUUGCUUACAGUAUUGUCUUGUAUGAUAUUUUUGUAUAUAUUCAGUACACUUGCCGAGGGUCACUGUUUUCUUAUAUAAAUAACCAUAUGCAGUGUUUUGUUGGUAGCCAUCAACUGUUUCCAAGCAUUCUGAAUGUUGUAUACAAGGCUGCCAGAUCAUCUUUUUACGGAUGAGGUUUUUGUGACGUUUUCAAUAACUGAUGGCACACGGUGACUAUGCUAGAAUAUUCAUGAAUGAAAAUAAAGAAAACAUUUUAU
Mobula hypostoma (lesser devil ray) is the source of this 12619-nucleotide messenger RNA. It is a transcript of the gene dock4a, whose product is annotated as dedicator of cytokinesis 4. The coding region runs from base 115 to 6021 and encodes 1968 amino acids. The transcript is spliced from 52 exons. Lineage: Eukaryota; Metazoa; Chordata; Chondrichthyes; Myliobatiformes; Myliobatidae. The record is from RefSeq and is a predicted model, not a curated record. Gene Ontology annotation, biological process: small GTPase-mediated signal transduction; cell chemotaxis. Gene Ontology annotation, cellular component: cytoplasm; plasma membrane. Gene Ontology annotation, molecular function: small GTPase binding; guanyl-nucleotide exchange factor activity.